Molecule: messenger RNA, 321 nt
Organism: Rodentolepis nana
Lineage: Eukaryota; Metazoa; Platyhelminthes; Cestoda; Cyclophyllidea; Hymenolepididae
Source: the annotation of a GenBank genome assembly
AUGAUCGAUGUGGCCGGGGCUGCUUUUUCACUUCUUGUUGCUGGAGGUGGUGUAUAUGGAUAUGCGAAAGCUAGAAGCAUUCCUUCCCUAGUUGCAGGUCUCACUUUUGGUGCCAUUCUUUUUAUCGGUUCUCAAAAGUAUAGCAAUGGCGAUCCUCGUAUCCUCUUUGGUGGAAGUUUUUCUCUGGCUGCUAUAAUGGGUUCAAGAUAUGCCAAUACUGGCAAAUUUAUGCCUGCUGGAAUCAUAUGCAUUUUAAGCACGGCGAUGGCUAUUCGCUGCGGACAUACAAUGUGGAGACGAUACAAUUCAAUCAAUAAAUAG